Messenger RNA from Spizellomyces punctatus DAOM BR117, 1107 nucleotides. RefSeq lists its product as uncharacterized. Lineage: Eukaryota; Fungi; Chytridiomycota; Chytridiomycetes; Spizellomycetales; Spizellomycetaceae. The transcript is spliced from 5 exons. Bases 245 to 862 code for a protein of 205 amino acids. The record is from RefSeq and is a predicted model, not a curated record.
CACAGCCCAACCCAGCCUUUUAAUCCAGCUCUUCCCAACGCUUAUUCCAUGCAAAAUGACACAUUCUUGCGUAUGUCUGCUGUCCACAGCGUGCAUUUUCUGCACGCUCGCGGUAUGACUCACCCUGACAUGUGUGAUAUCGCUGUGCUCAUGCCUCAGGUUCAUCAAGCAAUAUAAAAAGGACACUACCACCACUAGCGCCCUCGAGCAAGACCUUCCGAAUCUAGCAGCACAAAAUAAAGAUAUGACUGAACAACCGACGACGACGACCCAGCAACCUUCCGCAGAGCAAGAUGCAGCAACACAACAAAAGCUCUCUCAAUUAAAGGAGCCCGUUCAUGAAGAAAUUUUGGACCAUGAACCUUCUACCCACACCAGAGUUAUUGCCAUUGCGCUAGAUCAUUCUGAGUACAGCGCAUACGCCUUCAAGUACACCCUCGAAAACAUUGUCAAUCCCAAAACAGACCAAGUCGUCCUCCUCAAUGUCCGCGAUAUCGUCAACAUACCGAGCUCAUUUGGACUUGUUUAUAUGGACACGGGAGGUGCGAAUGCGUUUGAUUGGAUUGACCGGACCGAGGAUGAAAACAUGGCUGCUUCACAUCGGCUAUUGAAACAAUUUGGAGCACAGGUUCUUAAAGCUGGGGCCAAAUGCCGAGCUAUAGCACUCCGCGGCGACCCUCGUGACGAACUCGUGUACAAGACCAAAGAGCUUCAUGCGGAUUUAUUUGUGAUUGGAUCAAGAGGGAUGGGUGCUAUUAAACGCACGUUUUUGGGCUCUGUUUCGGACUACUGCGUUCAUCAUUGUGCGUGUCCGGUUUUGGUCGUGAGGGCUCAAGAGCAGGAAAAGAAUAAGAAGGCUUGAUGUGGAGUGCCCACAUAUUUUCAGUUUCAUCAAAGAGUGGAAAUUCCAUUGUAUUUUUUUUGUUGUUGUUGUUGUUGUUUUAGCUAGCAAUCUAUAUGUCAUAAUGUCAUACCGUUAUCAUUAAAGCGAUACUGCUUUACCAUUUCCAAAAAGUAGGAGAUCGGGCAGAUUUGAAAUAUCUAUGCGCCAUAUUGCUCGGUUUCAAACCUUUUUAUUAAAUUCAAAUCCUCAGUCUUCUGGGCAGC